Molecule: messenger RNA, 2395 nt
Organism: Theileria parva strain Muguga
Lineage: Eukaryota; Apicomplexa; Aconoidasida; Piroplasmida; Theileriidae
Exons: 1
Coding region: 66-2369 (767 amino acids)
Source: RefSeq, a predicted model, not a curated record
UUAAUUUCUAUAUUUAACUUAAAAAAUGCGAAUAAACAAUUUUUCUUCAAAUUCCAGCUGUGGAUAUGGAUUUUGAGUACAAAUUCCAGAAAAUUGAUAAAAUCGUUUCAUUUGACUUUAAAUCGGUUGAAGAUCUAGAUGUAUUGGUUGAUUCUAUUAUAAAUGACCCAAAUUGUGCAGUACAUAAUUCACUGUCGUCAAAGGAGAAGGAUUUGGAAAUAGUUGAUGAUUUAAUUCACUUGAUAGAGGAAAUAAAAGAACGUUCAGUAAAGAACUUAAAUCAUAAAUAUAAAGAUUUGAUAUAUUUAAUAGUGUCAACGUGUUUAUCGCAGAAUUAUGAAACUCCGUCAAGCCAUCUUAUACAGCGUCUGUAUAAAAGAGGUUUCUCUACUAAUUUGUCAGACUCAUUUGUUAAAUUUUACUGUAAUUUGGUGAAAGAAAAUGAACCAGAAGAAUUUGAGUACAGUAGCUGCCUUGGUAAAAGUGACUCCAGCCUCCUUUUAUGUUGCACCGUAUUGAAGUAUUUGUCAAAGUUUCUAUACGUAGACCAGUGUGAAGGAGAAUUUUUUAUUUGCAUCGACUCGUAUGUAUAUUAUAAUGUGGUCAGAAGAACAAUCUCGCUCAUGUUUGGCUCAUAUUUGAAUUAUGGAAACUGUUGGAAUUUUAACGCACUGUCAAACCUCUUCCACCCUCUCAGUAGGACAAACUUGCCAUGCUUGAUCCUAUAUUUAAUCAUAGAUUUGAUACCUGAAGUUGUAAAGAUCGAACUUUUGGAACAACUCUCAUCCUACUAUUCAGAUUACGAGCUUAUGAGAACUCUCCACAUAAACCAAAUCACCCAGUUAUCUGGCUGUAUUUCAAGACUGUUGCACAAUACAUUCGUGUCUUGUACCAAGGCAUGUGUGGGUAAAUCAAUUUCUAAUACAUUGUCAGCGUUGUUGACAAAGGGAAUAACCUCUGGACUAUCGACACUCGACCCGAUUAUAAGGCUUUCCACAAUUAUAGUAGCUGAGUCAUACUCAGAAUUCCUUUAUAAUAAUACUUUUGUAAAAGACGAAUCAGCACUGCUUAAGUUUGACCAGGAGUAUAAAGAGCACAUGCCAAAUACAUAUCAACUCGCAGCCUACAAAUCUAGUAUCAUUGUUAACCCAAACUUUUCAAAUAUUAAAAUGAAUCUAUCAGAUGUUUCCAAUUUGUCAGAUAACAUAAAUAAACAAUCUGAUGACGAUAAUAGACCUAGUGAUAACGGAGAAAGACAAACAGAUAGUGUGGAAAACGAAGCAUUUUUGAAAUUAGUAUUUAAAGAAACACCGUCAAUAAAUGCUCAAACAGUAAAAGGGUAUGUGAAGGAGUUGUACCUUAAGCCUCCACAACAUAUAGUUCAAUGCUAUGAAAGGUUACUUUCAAACCCUGCAAGAGGAGAUAUUGAUUACGAAUGUUUAAACACACAGCCGUUAGAUAGACAAGAAGAUGAGAGUGUAGAAAAUAAAAUACUAAGAAUUAGCCAGGCCUUGUUAUAUUUGCCACAAAUUAUAAAGAAAAAUGAAAAAAUGCUGGAGAGAUAUUCAAUACCAAUCUCAGAAUUAUUAUUAAAAUUAGAUGAUUUGGAUUUAUAUAGAGAAAAAAUAGAAGAAAUUGUCAACAAAACUGAGAGAAAAUUAGUAGAUGAAUCAUCAAAUAAAGAUAACGAGUUGGGAGUUAAUUUGGAAUUUGUGUCAAAAGAACCAGAAAAAUUAAUAUUAGUAAGUUUAGCAUUGAUGACAUAUCAGUGCCCACUCCAUUUAUCAGCGUUCUUUACCUCUCACCUGUUUGAUAAUGAUUUUACACUGUCGAUAAGAAUUUCAAUGUUACUUUGCAUACAAUAUACAGCAAUAGCAUUUAAUAAAGCAAUUGAUAUUGAUACAUUAACAAAUAAAAUCCUCAACGACACUUCACAAAUAUCAAAUAAAACUACUCGAUUUGAGUUAACUUCUGUAAAUAAGGAAUUAAUUGGAAAAUCUGGAGUUAACACCAAUAACAUCACUUUAGUUCCUGGGUGUUACCCUGAAAUAAACCCUUCCAACUUCACCUUAUCAAAAAACUUUGUAAAAAACUUCAAUAACGAAUGUGCAAAUCUGUUGAUGAGUUCAUUGUCGUCAUUUUCUAGGAAAAAAGAAUCUGAAAGAUUUCCAAUGGAAGAAGAUAUCGUGGUUGGAAUUUUGGAAACCCUGAUAAUAUUAGUCACUACAGUUAGUGAGGAACAUAUUUUAAAUGAUUUGAAAGAAAUGAGUUCAUAUUUCAAUACGUCAACAACCGGCCAGAGGCUCAAAAAUACACUUGAAUUUCUUUCAAUGGUACUGGAAACAAAUGAAAAUCAAAUAUCCAACUAAUAUUAUAAUACUCAUACUACUAUAAA